Molecule: messenger RNA, 480 nt
Organism: Gryllus bimaculatus (two-spotted cricket)
Lineage: Eukaryota; Metazoa; Arthropoda; Insecta; Orthoptera; Gryllidae
Source: the annotation of a GenBank genome assembly
GCAUCGGAGCAACGGCGCCGAGUCCAAGAGCCAGAAGAAGCAGUCGAGCGGGCUGGCAUAACGGACGCCGAGGACGUUGCUGCUGCCGUCACAGCCGCCGCCGCCGCCGCCGCCGCCGCCACCGUCGUCGUCGUCGCCGCCGCCGCCGCUUCUGCCACCAUGGACACCUUACUUUCGCGCGCCGAAAUACCUAUCAUCGAUCUAGCACAUAUGGCGGUUGCGCAGUGCCUGCAGCGCUCCGCGUCGUUCCGUGCCGUGCCGUGCCGCGCCGAGACGUGGAAGACUCGUGCCGCGGGCCCGGCCGCCAUGGCGGCUCUCGACUGGUUGCGCACGGCGCCCCGCGACGCGACCUUUCCGUGCUUGCGGCCGCUCGCCAGCCACGCCCCCGCUCGCUGGCCGCUGCGGCCAACGAAGGAGACGAGCAGGGGCGCGACGGACCACAAAGUGCAUUUCGGUUUGAGCCAUGAUCGUCGCAAUUAG